CAGAGGCCGACAGUUGCUGGAGCUUCCAAGUCACGAUUUGAACGACCGACGUCAUCAGCCUCCCAGAUGUCCGCCAUGCGCGCCCAAUUACCCUUGCUGAGGACGGCGCGAGGUGUACGACCUGGUCAAUCACCUUCAUACGUCUGCAGGCAAUGUAGGGGCAUCCAGAUCAGCGCUGCGCCGACGACUGAAGCCCCAAAGGUUGGCGGGGAUGUCUUUGGAGCUCGCGAAGCGUCGCGGGAUGCCGCCGAUGCCCGGUUCGAGGUCCUUGGUUCCCCUUACUCUCUCCUUUCUGUCUCUCUGUCGCCGUCGCAGCAGCUCUUCACCAGAAGGGGAACGUUGGUAGGAGUUGCAGGCAAGGCUGAAAAUGCUCAAUCAACGCUAUCCAUUCUUUCGCCCUUCAUACGAGCUUUUCUCGGCGUACCUUUCUUAUACCAACGCAUUUCAUCUUCAACCCCCCUCACGGCACUGAUUUCUACAAAGUCCCCAACGACGACCUUUUCUGUCCUUCACCUCGAUGGUACCACCGACUACAUGGUCGCCCAGCGCAAUGCGCUUCUUGCCUGGACUGGCCACACCCUCUCCGUAUCGCCGCGUAUAAGCCGUGGCCUUUCGCUUGCCCACUGGGGAAGCACCCACCUCACCGGUCGAGGCCUGGCUGCUCUGUCCUCUCCGGGUCAGGUAUAUGAAGUCACGCUCGCAGAAGGCGAAGAGUUCGUCGCCCACCCCUCGCACGUGGUCGCAUACGCCGUCUCUCGCAACCCUCCCCUACCGAUGCGCCUCAAGUCGAACAUCCUCCGGCUCCAGAUCCCCAACAUUACUCGCUUCUUCCCCGAGACGAACUUCAUGAAGGCGAUGCGCGAUACUAGCACGUACAAGAACGUUGCUCAGUGGCUGUUCACCUUGAGGACGUCACUCCGACGCACCAUUUGGGGCGACCGACUGUUCCUUCAGUUCCGGGGCCCUACAACCCUUCUCAUGUCCAGCAGAGGAGUGAGGGUUGCCGACUCCCUCACUAAUAAGGAGGUCAACGAGAUUGCGGAUGCGCCAGCCGGCGUAGUUCCGGAGGCUGUCGAAUUGACCACCCAGCUCAAGGUCGAGGCGAAACCCGCAUCGGUUGAGCAGCCACCCUCAGCCAUUCAUGUUGCCAAUGUAUCGCGUGAUGGAAAGGUCAGCUUUGAGGACGCGAAGGAUCUCAAGGAAUUCGUGCGAUAGAGGCGGAACCAAAGUCGGAAUCAAAAACGGGCACACCCGUGCCACGAAGCAGAAUUACCAUGGCAAUUGGGCCAGACAGCCACAAGGCUGACAAAUGUAAAUUUACUGUGUAAUAGAAAAAGAAACGGUCAGGUCGCAAUCUGUGUGUGAAGUGACGUGCGAAAUAAGCCUGGCUGUUGCAAAUUGCUCUCGCUGUGCUUCAGCCUUCAGUAUCGGCCGAAUCAUAUCGGAGAUAUGAGUUCGUUCGUUGUCCGAUCCCUGGACAUCUCUGAUUUUCGUCGAACAAGCUUGAUGAAUGACAGCUACGGAUAGAAGGUCACAGAACCACGUGGUUUUGCGCCGUUGAUUUAGUCCGGCUUAGCGACAAUGAGCCACGGAGGCUG
Messenger RNA from Colletotrichum godetiae, 1598 nucleotides. RefSeq names its product mitochondrial biogenesis AIM24-domain-containing protein. The transcript is spliced from 4 exons. The record is from RefSeq and is a predicted model, not a curated record. Gene Ontology annotation, biological process: inner mitochondrial membrane organization. Gene Ontology annotation, cellular component: mitochondrial inner membrane. Lineage: Eukaryota; Fungi; Ascomycota; Sordariomycetes; Glomerellales; Glomerellaceae. Bases 67 to 1215 code for a protein of 382 amino acids.